Molecule: messenger RNA, 3465 nt
Organism: Closterium sp. Naga37s-1
Lineage: Eukaryota; Viridiplantae; Streptophyta; Zygnematophyceae; Desmidiales; Closteriaceae
Source: the annotation of a GenBank genome assembly
AUGUCUGACACGACUAGGUUUGAUGACGAGAGAUUGGCUCUGGAGACAGCACGUAAGGAGGAGCCUCGUGGGAUGGAGAGGCGAGAGAAGCUCCAAGAUUCAGGCGAAUGUGAGGGACCAGUUCAGGGAGAGGAGCAAACUUCAGUGGAGGGAGCAGAGGGAAUGGAGGAUUAUGGAACACUAGAGACGUUUCAACUGCUGUUGCGAGCGGACAUGGUUCAUUACUUGGACGUGAGAGGUGGCUGGGAUCUGAAGGCAUGCGAGUGCUGCUUCGACCGGGCAGUGAGCAGCCGGGCACAGUGCGCUCUCGACAUGGCCGACCUUAACAGCUUCCGCCUUGAAAUGAAGAACCCGCUUCCUGAUUCCGUCCCUGCUGAUCCACGUCCCCACUCAUCCCGGUGCGAUCUCGAGUGGGAGAUGAGGUAUCCAGUGCGGGAGUCUGAACGCCUGCAGGGGAUGGCAGCGCUGGAGCAGUUGAAGAGGAAGGCAGCAUCCGCGCCUUUCCAAUGCGCAGAAGCGAUGAUUCUCGAGUGGAUGGCUGAGCCUCGUGUGGGCGUGCUCAUGGACCUGGGGAGGAUCAGAUCCUACCUGCCUGUCAUUCUUUGCACUGGCCAUUGUCAUGUACCUGUUCCCGCUCCUGCUGGUUCUACCCCUCUUUCUCUUGGUCCCGUGAAACCUGCGGUUUCUUGUGCAGUGUCGUCGUUCUGCGGGCGCUGCCGCAGCUGCUGGGCUGCCUAUCGCCGUGCUGUCAGCUUCGCUGCAAUUCUCGCGCUUGUAGCGAGGUGUCCGCGAAUUGUGACGCUAUGGAAGGUUCAGAAGGACCUCUAUGAUACAGCCUUUCCUGGCAUUGCAGUCGCAUUAGAUGCCAUUCGUCAAGAACAGCCGGACUGCUUGGCUUCCCUGCUGGUGCAGGUGCUGGGGGUGAAGGAGAGUGCUGAUCUGAAGGAAGGGUUUGGGUUCUUCGUGCAGCAUGUGCUGUCAGGCGGGCUGGAGAAGGCGCAUGCGAAGAGGAAGGAGGGAGCUGGGGGGGAGACUGCUGAGAAGACGCAGGGGGAGGAAAGGGAGAAGGGUCGAGCAGGUGAUGGGGGAAAGGGUAGUGGAGGGGAGAAGAAAGGCAGCAAGAAGUGGCCAAAUAGGAUUGUCGGUGAUGGUGGCAGGGAUAAAAAGGAUGAGAAGUGGAAGGAGCAUCUGAAGGGGCGUGUGUGGGAGAGGUAUGUGGAUGGCAUGGCUUGGAUUCUGGAGCAUGGAGGGGGAGCAAGGAGGCAGUUCGGGUGCAGCCACUGCGGGUUGGGCUGCAGCAGCAGUGUUGGCAGUGGCAGUAUUCAUGGGAAUGGCGGCCGGGGCAACAUGGAAGGCAGGGAUAUUCCCAAGGGCAUGUAUGUUAGUGGUACGGGUGCCACCGACUUCGCCUUUGGAGUCGCCGGAGUACUUUCCAAGCCGGAGAAUUGCUCAGAUGCGUGUGUUUACAUCCUAGAUGGGAACAACGCCAGCAAGGCACAGGUGGAGGAUGCAGCUAUUGAAGAGGCGAGGGCUUCUACUGCCUCCAGUGCAGUCUCCACCGCUGUGCGUGUGCCGGUCAAUUCCAACCCCGUUCUUGCUGCCUUCACAUAUCGAGUCAGUUGCAUCUUGCAGUGGGUGCGCAUCUACGGCUCAGAUUCCAUCUCGGAGAUGCAAUGCUUCAAGGACAGCCCACAGGAGCACAACCUGCCCAUACGCCACCCCUUUCGCGAGCUCCCAAGCCUGCUGGUCAGGUUUGGUGCCAUCCCCAAGCCUCUGGUUGGAGCCAGACAUUUCUGUGAGUGGGACGAAUGGCCCCAGAGCAAUGAAGAUGCCAUGAAGUUUCCUGAUGACCUGAAUGCAAGAUGCUUUGGAAUGGGGAUCGUGGAGGAGAGUGAGGAGAGUGAUGCGGCUGCGAAGACUGAUGCGAGAGGGGAUGGAGAGGAGCGAGGUGAGGGUGGUGAGAAAACAUCUGUGAAGGCAGCAAGGCGAGGAGGAGGAGGCAAGCGCAAGGGUGAGAGGGGGCGAAGUGGAAGGGCAGCUAGCCAUAAGGGAGGCGGACGGGGCGGAAGGAGCAACUGGGGUGGCACCCAGAGAAGCCACACCAAUGCUCCUACAGCUGCACGCCAGAUGUUGACUUCUAAGAAGGAACUUCCGAUUGUUCGCUGCCGGGCGGAUAUUGACUUCAUUGUGGACGUCGCCAGCAGGUUGUUUCCACCACCAGCAUGUGCCGAAUGCGCAACAUGCUUUUCCAAGUACAAAUCCGCCAUUCCCUUUGUUGCUGUCAUUGCCAACUUCGCCUACCGCCCCGCGUCUGUUCUCUUCGACUGCUUCGUGCAUGUCUUCCCACCGCCCUCCUUGGAACUCGCCCAGCUUGCAGACACGCUGUGCUUGAACAACCCCUUCUCCUCAUACGUGUCUCUCCGUUUGAGCCUGCCCGCGCUUCGUGAUCAUGCGGAAAGGCUGCCCAUGCUCCUGCUGCUCGUGAUUGCUCUGAAGUGGCCUACGCAGAUGGUGCAAGAGCGACAGGGAGCCGAGGAGAGGAGGGCUGAGCAGAGAGAGACGAAAGGCGCCAGGGCAGGGUGUGGAACAGGAGAAGAGGAAGAUGGAGAGGAGGAGGGGGCGGAUGAGGAGGAUGUGUGGAAGGCGUGGGAGGAAGUGCUGUCGUGGUGUGACACAGCGGUGUUGGCCUGGCCUGCGAGUGUGAGGGACGGACGCAAGUGGUACGAUGCUGGGUCUAUCGCUGCAGCGGUCAGCUUGGACUGCAAGGGCAGCACGGAGCCGCCAAGGGAGGUGGACACCAGGCAGCUGGUCACUGAGAUGUUUCGGGCGGCUGCACAGACGAGGUUCUGUGCUGACGUGAACGGCCAGGAUGGUUCAGGUAGAAGCAGUGGUGCUGGCAGUGGCAGUGACAGCGGCAGCAGCAACAGCAACAGGGGUGGUUCUGCCAGCAGUAGUGGCGGCAAAGACAUCGGUGACAGCAGCAGUGAGCGCAAGGGAAAGAAAGCGGAGAUGCCGGCUUACCUGGAGCCGUGGCCAGGGGGAACCAAUCUGGUGGCAUGUCUGCGAGAGAUGCUGCUAGGGGAUCCGUGCUACCUCCCUGCCCCCCCUGCUGCCCCUGCCACCUAUUCUGGUGUGAACGCCAACGCUGCGGUGCCAAACCAUGCAAGUGCACGAGUUUCAUUUUCAAAAGGCCCUGGUACUUCUGCUUAUGAGGGGCAUCUGUGCGGUGCUGAGGGAUGUGAGAGGGUGGGGGGUGGUGGUGUGAAGCUGAGGAGUUGUGGUGGGUGUGGCAAGGUGGCGUAUUGCAGCAGAGAGUGCCAAAAGGCGCACUGGCCCUCCCACAAGCUCACAUGCCCCGGCAGGAGCAAUGGGAAGAAGAGUGGGACGAGCAGUGGCAAGGUGAGUGGCAAGAUGAGAGAGCAAGGACAGCAGGUGAUUAGAGGUAGAAGUAACUCGAUGAUGUAG